AUGGCAGCAAGCCUGCCUAUCUGCUCCACCUCUGCUGCUUCCACACAUACGAAUGCGCAAGCAAAUCCGUGGACGGUCGGGCUUGUGUUUGAGUACACCUCGCCGGACGCUUACUCUAUGGCCUCUCUCUGUGGCGCUACCUUUGGCUGGGUGGGUGACCCGGGCACGGUCACCUACGCGCUCUACGAGUCGCCAACGCUUACUCUCACAGACUUUGUCAAAGUCUCGGCCGACUUUGUCGGUUCGGCUCCGCUUGUGGCUGGUCAGGAGUAUGCUGUCGGUGAUACAACGGCAGAGGCCAACUUUGCUCAGCCGCUUCCGCUCACACCCGGCAAGUAUUAUGCUCUCCUCGUCGCCUCCAGCAACGCGGUCACUUUCCCCCGCUCCCAAGGUGCUGUUCCUAUCUCGACUUGCUCCUCCUCGCUCAACCUCCUCCAGCUACUCAAGAGCGAUCUUGGGACUCUUCCGGCCUCGCUCUCAGCCUUUUCCGUCAACGUCAACGCCGUGCCCAUCGGCCGCAUCUCCAUCUGCCCCGCCUGCCUCCCACAGCCGUCUCCGCCGACAAACGGUGCCGUCUCGACAACUGCUGUCACUCCUGCCCGCAUGAUCAACGGUGACAGUGCUACCUAUACUUGCAACGCCGGAUUCAUGAUCUCCGGCUCGCCUUCCCGCUCCUGUACUGACACUGUGUACUCGGGCCCAGAGCCGACCUGUGUCGUCGCCUCCUCGCCGCCGCCGCCCCCUUCACCUCCUCCACCGUCUCCCUCGCCGCCGCCGCCGUCUCCCUCGCCGCCGCCGCCCUCGCCGCCGCCGCCCUCGCCGCCGCCGCCCUCGCCGCCGCCGCCCUCGCCGCCGCCCUCGCCGCCCCUCGGGCCGGGUGACAUCUUGACCAUCGUCUUCUCCGAGCCGACCAACACCCCGCCGCUGUCUUCCGCUGGCCUUCUCGACUCGGCGCUGACCUGCUCGCGAACGCCAGAUACCCCUCCGGUUGCCCUCUCGGCGUGCCUCGGAGCCUCGCUCUCGGGCGUUUGGUCUGCUGACAGCACCACACUCACCAUCACCAUUGUAUCGUCGCCGCCGCCCCUUGCCGACAUCCCGCGUCCGGGCGCCGCUGUCUUUACUCCGACAGGCGGCCUCGCCAUCCGCAACUCUGCGCUCACCUCGGCCGCCGCUGCUGUACCUUCGCCAGUCCUCUCGGGCUCGUGGGGCGCGGCGUCGGCCGAAGUCACGCUCAUUGUCGAGGGCUCUGGCGGCGCAGCGCUGACUACGGCUGACGUCGCCGAGGGCGACUCGCUCAUCAUCCUUGUCCAGCUCUCGCUCCCGCCGGCUGCUGACGUCACCGUCGACUUUCGUCUCGACGACGCUCUACCGGGCGCGCCGCGCCCGCCGCAUGCCUCACUCUCUGCCACUUUGCUCACCUUCACCCCGUCGAACUACAACAGGUUUCAGAAGCUGACACUCGCUGCUGCUCCUGACGCCUACGCCGACGAGGGCGAUGCGACGCUCCAACUCGUACUUGUCUCGGUUGCAUCGGCCGAUCCGGUUUUCGCUGCCGCAGUGCCUGCUGAAGGCUUGUUGUACCCCAUUACGGUUGCUGACACCACGCCACAAGGCCUCGCCUUUUCGAGCCUUGGCUACGCGGCAGGCCACGCUGAGCCUGUGGUUCCGCCGACCACGCCGCUUCCGCCGACCGCCUCCGGUCUCCUCCGCCUCUCGCAGAUUGGCAAUCUGGUGUGUGGCCGUGUCCAUCUCCGCUCUUUUCCGUGGAAGGCGACCAGGACCGGGGACCAGGCCCGUGUUGUUGUCUCGCUCUCGACGAGCGCUCCCGAUCUUGUGUCCGUCCUCACUCGUGCCACGCCGGCCGAGUACCCAGCCCCGCCGGCGAAGACCACCCGCACCAGCCUGCAGUUGCUGCCGGGCACCAGUGGACCAUCGACCACAUUUGUGCUUGGUGCCCGUGCUGAGGCUUCGGUUGUAUUCGAUGCCCUCGCCGGUGGCGAGUUCUGCCUUGUGGCUCGUGCCGACGUUGCGCUCGCAGCUUCCACUUUGGUGACACUCCAAGCCGUUGUCCUCGCCGAGCACACCACUGCCGCCGGCUUCCCGUCGACACUGACUGCCGAGCAUGAGCUGGCACUUGUUGCCGUUGCCUGGCCCGUCGUGACCACCACCGCGCCACUGGUUGCGACCCGUGCUGGCUCGCCGGUUGCCCUCAAGGGCUCUGGCUUGACGGCCGGCCUCGAGAUCGCGGUCGCAUCGCAGCUCGCGCCGCCAGCCCAGGCCAACAUCACGGCUUCGGAAAGCGGCGACCUGCUGCGACUGGUCACGCCACCGGUGGCAGACGAGGGCUACCUGGAGCUGACGCUCCGCGACCCGGUCACAGGUGCGUCUGUCACUUUCCCAGACCUGUUCUUUACGAACGACUGCCCGUAUGAGGGCAGCUAUGGGAUUGGUGACGACUGUCGGUCUUGCCCAGACGGCGCAUUCUGCCCUGGCGGCAACCGGUUGUGGCCGAACGAGGGCUUCUGGGCCGCUGCGGAGGACGCUGGCUACAUCCAGCCAUGCUCGCAUCCGGCGCGCCGGUGUGCGGGCGGGCGGCGGUCCGAGUGCUCGCCGGGCUACUCCGGCCCAUCGUGCGCGGUCUGUACUUCUGGCUACUAUCGAGUCGGGCCAUCGUGUGUGGCAUGCUCGUCGUCGUCGGCAGUCUUUAUGGUCCUUGUGGCUGCCAACCUAGUCUUCUGCGGUCUCCUGGUCUGCGCCAUGCUGUUCCUGUCGGACGCGGUGCUCAACCUCGCGAUUCACACGCUGCUCGCGGUGGUUGUUCUCUAUACGGCCGCCAAGACAAACGCGACUGCGAUGACCGGCUGGCUCGCCGAGGCCUACCAGGUGCUGUCACUUGCGGCUCUCGACUUUCACUUUGUGCGUCCGGCGUGCCAGGGUGUACCAGGCUCGUUUGCGGCGCUGUUCUUUGGCGCGCUGGCGCUUGCUGUCGUCAUGGCUGUCGCCAUUGUUGUUGUCCUCAAGCUCGCUGCCCGCUCAGUGCCGGGCAAGUCUGAGUUCUACAGGCAGCGCGUGCCUCGUGCCCUGUCGAUGUAUGCCCAGCUGAUGUUUGUGACGCUGACGCAGGUCUUCCUCCAAGCGCUGGUGUGCGCACGGGUCGAUCGUGACAACAUGCCGCCGCUCUGGGUCCUUGAAGCCUCGCGCGACAUUGUCUGCCUCUCAGGUGGCCACCUGCAGUUGUUUGUGGUCGGCCUCGCGGGUUUUUUGCUCUUCUCACUCGGCCUCCCGCUGGCGGCGGUCUGCAAGCUGCGCAAGCUUCGGUCGGCAGGCCUACUCGCCUGGGCCGACUACCUCGACCUUGCUGCCGCAGCUCCGGGGCAGCAGCGUUUCGAGCGCCUGGCCGACGCAAGCGCCACGCUUGAAGCUGUCCACCUUGACGUCCACCUCUCGGCGAGCGGGUGGGAGGACGAGCAGCACGAGGCGAUUGACAGCGGCCAAGGCGCCGUCCGAGCCCGCUGGGGCCUCCUCUAUGAGCACUUUCGGCCAUCGACCUACCAAUGGCUCGGCUUUCAACUCGGAGUCCUGUUUGUGAUUGCGGCGGCGUCGUCUGUCCUCGCUGAUGCUCCCGGGUGGCAGACUGCGGUUGUUGCUGCUGCUCUGCUGACGGCAGCGGGCUUGACCGAGGUGGUGGCCCCGUACGGCGCGCGAUGGCGCAACCAUGUCUGCGCCGCUGUCCUUGUUGUGGCGUGCCUUGCGUCGGUCGUGUCGCUCGCGGUCGCAACCGGGCCGCUCCGAGUUGCGCGCUGGGAGCUGUCGUUUGUACUCAUGGCUGUGCUUGUUGUCGCAGUUGUGGCGGCAUGUGUUGCUUCCGUCCGUACCGCGGCUGCCGCGCUACGACUGGCGCACCCGACCAAGGUCGGACCCGCCACGUCAACACUCCCAGUGGCGUCGACGGUGGCCCAUGCAUUGUCGAUGGGCGUGCCGCCGACGUAUCGCACCAACAACUUGAGCGUCGCCCACACACAAUCGCGCUCCUCGGUUACUUCGGACUCGACUUUGUCGUCGUCGUCGUCCUCCUCCUCGUCGUCGUCGUCGUUGAGCUCGAACAACGAGCCGUCAAGGUCUCUCUCGCCAACCCCGCAACGGCUCGGUAUAUCUGCUUUUCCGGCUGAGCCGCCCUCGCCCCAUUCACCACCUGUCACCCGCAAGUCGUCGUACCGGCGGCAGGCGUCGGCAGGUGGGGCAUCGGUGGGGACGUCGCGUGCGUUGCGAGGCAAGCGACAGUUGUCGACAACGUCGGUCAACUCGCGCAAGUCACUUCGCCCCAGUCGCUCGCGGCGCAACGUGGCCUCGUCGCUUGCACGGAAUCGGGUCCGAAACAUGUCGGCCUCUGACCUCCCGAGAAAGUCGAUGGAGCUUGAUGUCACGCCGCGCGCGACUGUGUCUAUAGCGCAGACGUCGACGAACUCGGGCUCUGACGCUUCCCACUCGCCGGAGCCAAGCUCCCCGCGCGACGUCCGCACCGCCACCCGUGGCCACCAUCAUCGCCGGCGGUCGUCGGAUCGCAAAUCGAUUGCGCACAUGUCACCUGUUCCCUCGGCAUCUUCCCGUGUCGUGGACCACCACCGGCGGCACUCGAGUGUUUCUAUUCCUUCAUCGCAGUAA
Molecule: messenger RNA, 4662 nt
Organism: Thecamonas trahens ATCC 50062
Lineage: Eukaryota; Apusomonadida; Apusomonadidae
Exons: 2
Coding region: 1-4662 (1553 amino acids)
Biological process (GO): mRNA 3'-end processing
Cellular component (GO): RNA polymerase II, holoenzyme
Molecular function (GO): RNA polymerase II complex binding
Source: RefSeq, a predicted model, not a curated record